Molecule: messenger RNA, 1593 nt
Organism: Fibroporia radiculosa
Lineage: Eukaryota; Fungi; Basidiomycota; Agaricomycetes; Polyporales; Fibroporiaceae
Exons: 4
Coding region: 1-1593 (530 amino acids)
Source: RefSeq, a predicted model, not a curated record
AUGGCAUCUACGCCUGGUGCUGAAUGUCAGCGUAAGCACCGUUUCGACCGCAUUCUCUCGCCCUAUACUAGACGGCCGCAGCCUUCUCCCUUCACGAAACGUUAUACCGCUUUUCCUUCUCCCACUCUCGGUAACGAGAUGGAUACCCCGUGUACAUCUUAUAACAACCUCAACAAGAAGGGGGGUUCGAUCGAGAAUCAGCGACUUUCUCGAAGUCGCUCUUCGCAUCGUUCACAAGGAAUUACUUCGGCAGAUAAUGGCCUUUAUGGACAGGUCGAGGUUGGUGAAGCGAGUGAGCGUCGAAGUAGCGGUUUAGGGCUCAUAAUGGGUCCAGUUCGCUACCCAUUAAUACCCGCCACUACGACCUAUUCAGAACGCUUACGCCGACUGGCGCCACCGCCUUUGAAGCUCAUGUCAUUAUUGGCCGACCCUCUUUCAUCUUCCACUCCACGUCUUUUGGCCUCUCCAGAGCCGAGUAUUAUCUCCCCAAAUCUGCAUCAAGUCGCAUGCCCCUUACCUACUGGUCAUCUCCUCCGCCCAACAGUGGCGACGCCGCUCAGCCCUUCCGACGACCCGGAUAGCACAUCCCUCUCCUCGUUCGAGCUUCUUCAUUGGCGGAGACGACUGGGACGCGCCACUGAGCCGCCACUCCCGCCACUGAGCUCCUGCCUACCCGGACUGAAAUUCUCUCCCGUUCGGCCUGCACUCUCGCUCUUACAAGAGCGAGGAAGUUCCCGCGAUUCUGUCUCCCCUCGUUCUGAAUACACCCGCUUUGAAGAGCCACCUGCAUACACCCGUUCGAUCAAUACACCUGUGUCGUCUGCGGCUGACGCCCCACCUUUGCCUCGCUUGCCCUGUAUGUCGUUGCCGCAGGUAAUGCACGAUGAUGAAUCCUCCGCGCAAAGUACCCCACCCCUGUCCCCCUUGGGGAUCACUUUCCGUGAUGCCCUUACCAUCGAUAGUCUCGUGGUACGUGCAGACAAGUGCUUAGCAGCAGCAGGCGACGCGGCAUUGUCACUGUGCUCGUGUAGUCUUUUGAAGGACCCCGAGGCCAUAUUUGGCGUGUGUAGAGGCGUGCAGGAGGAGCUAUGCCAUAUUCGAGGAGAGCUUGACGCGACUCCGGAGGAUAGCGAUGCGCAAGACACAGAUGAGUUUCAACGCUGGUUCCAUAGCCAUUGGCAGAUCUUAUCGUCCCUUGAGCGGAACCUGAACAUUUUUUUUCUGUUUACGGAUCAAAUAUGCAGAAAUCCGCCGCGCAUACAUCGCUUGGCAGGGCAUGUCGAUAAAAUGCAUGCAUUCCUCGCCAAAUUUUCCGACCUUGCUCGGAGACUUGCUAUCUCACACGAGAAACUGCGCCAGUUGCGAGUGCAUACCCAGCUCGUCGCCGAACGUCACGCCGCACUUCUCCAAGCUGAGGCCGAGCGCAUGCGUCGGGGCGAGUUUCGAGCGGCGCGGCAGGAAGGGCGCGUACGGCGCAAGAUGAUGCGAGAUGAGAUCCGACAUUCCAAGAAUAUCACUCGGGAGUUGCGUUUGACGCGACGUGGACGCGAUGGAGACGGACCCGACGCCAAUCGUCACUCAAUCAAACAUUGA